Molecule: messenger RNA, 7705 nt
Organism: Syngnathus typhle (broad-nosed pipefish)
Lineage: Eukaryota; Metazoa; Chordata; Actinopteri; Syngnathiformes; Syngnathidae
Gene: grip1
Product: glutamate receptor interacting protein 1
Exons: 24
Coding region: 2191-5787 (1198 amino acids)
Biological process (GO): neurotransmitter receptor transport, endosome to postsynaptic membrane
Molecular function (GO): nuclear glucocorticoid receptor binding
Source: RefSeq, a predicted model, not a curated record
UCACUGAUGAUUCUGAUUUAUUUUUAUCAUCUUCUGUGUUUGAAAAUAACACUCCAGUAGGAAUGGCUAAAAAUAGACAAAAGAGAGAAUUACUAGAAAGGAAAAGAUUUGUGCCCGCUCAAAUAUUAACGCGACAGUUCCACUACUACUGCGUGACUCUACUUGGAAACAUUUGAUUGACAACCACAUACGUAUUGUAGUAUGACUGCACUUGACGUCCACGCACGACUGAGUUCUGAUGUUUGCAUGGCCUUCUGAAGUACGAACAAUCUUUGAAAUGUUACAUUCAAGGGUCGUCGUUUCUUUUGAGACAACGUGACAUCAUGCAACACUUUUGGCCUACGUGCAUGCACGGCAUCCUUUUAAGAGGUGCUGAUGUCACAACUGCUCAUCCUCGUCCUCUGGAUUAGUCAAGCUAACCUGUGUGUUUUUUUGGCGUGCGACACAAGAAAGUGCGUCAUCAUCAUCACGGCUAACAAUCAAAAGUGCUGACGUGUGUGAAGAAUGACGGUCAAACAGGACAACAUUUGUUGUGCAACUUUUCUCCUCAAUUUGUUACACUGGCACACACACAGUCAGUCAGUCAGUCAGUCAGGCCGUCAGCCCUAGGCAGCAUCCAGGUGGAGCGCCGGCCGAGCUGCUGGCAUCAAACUAACAUCAUGUCAUUUUCUGCUUGAAUUCCCCCAGCGUGGGCACACACACACACACGAUGCAUCAACGGGUGUGUGAGGGCGCAGCUUUUUGGCGUUUCCGCUUUCAUCGAGAUGUCGCGCCAAACUUCCUCUCAGCGUUCUGCCAAUUUGUUCUUGUGGAAUUUAUGAACGCCAGCCAUCACUGAUGCUUAAUGCAAAAAAACAAUUGAGUAAGACCUCCUCGGCAGUAGUGGGCGCCAUACUGCGGCAAACACAAACGUGCACAUUCUCGACGACAUCGGAUUCGGCCGUUUUCUUUCGGCGGCGCGCAACGAAGGUCAGACUUGCACGAAGCAGGCACCACGUGCGCCCCGACGCACGUCUCGGCUGACGGCGCUCUCCCGCCCCUUUCGGUCAGCCGUCACGCUGACGACAAACGUGAGGACAAUAUCGAUGAUCUUGACGCACGCUCGCACGCCGGCGUGAUCUGAGAGCGCCCGUGCGGGGGAGCGGCAGGAUAAGCCGGCGUGUGUGGAGAAUGCGAUUAGACGCGCGCUCAGCCAGGCAGCCAAUGGCGGCCGAGCGCCGGGCGGGCCCGCCAGCCAUAUGCAAAUGAGCGCCAUGCAAACGAGGCCACUUUUUGUCAUUUUUCGCAGCUCUCGCUCUCCUUUCUCCGCUCGGAAGGCACAAAGAGGAUUUCAGGGAAACGACACCCGUCUUCGCUUUGUGUCAUUUGUUGCCAUCUUUUCACCGGUCGCUCGCGACCACAAGAGGGCGCCAUCGGUUCAGCCCGGCUCGCAUGCCGCCUCGCACGUGGCGGCGUUGUCCCCCCCCCCCGCAACGCGCUUGAUUCUGAUGGACUACAGCCGAGCAGCUUGUACCAGGCAGGCUUUACGGUGGUAGCCCAUGUUCCGCUGCACUACUUUUGUCCAAAGGCAACAUGGCAACAGGCAUGAGCGUUUCCGCCUUCAAUUUCCAUGACAUCGGCGACUCUUUGAUUCAUUGAAGCGGCCCGAUUGCGUUGUGGGAAGCGUAGUUCUUAUGCGUGCCGUACCGGCCUUGGCUUGCUUCCUCCUGCCCUUUGGGGAAAUCUGUCAUUCCUUGACUGAAUGGAGACCGCCCCGCCCCUCCCCCUCGGCGGAAUCGAGUAUGCGUGUGUGUGAGCGAGCGAGUGUGUGUGUGUGUGUGUCAUAAAAAGAGGAAUGAAUGGUGCAAAGGAUGGAGGGAUAAAUGAGGGGAGGAUGCAAGGAAGGAAGGAGAGAAGAAAAGUCAUGACUGCUGACUCUUCAAGUGCACAAUCACACACACACACUCCGAGUGUGUGUGUGUGUGUGUGUGUACGCAGCGAGCGCUGUGAUUGGCUGAAGCAGGACACGAGGAAGCUGCAGAGGAGGCGAAGCUACAAAGAGUGCGUGUGCCGUCCAAAGGUGUGUGUGUGCGUGUGCGUGCUGAGCUGACUUUCUUUGUGCGGGAUGAUGCUUGCCGUUUGCGACGCUCGCCACUAGCCGUGUGAUAGCCCCGUGCGUGCGUGCGUGCGUGCGUUAGCCCCCGGGUGAGGAUGGAGCGCUUCCUGGCUCUCCUGCGCCUGCUCCAAAGGAGGCGCAGGAGGAGGUACCGCGCCGACGACGACUACCAGGAAGGAUACGACGACGUCUACUUCUACACCAGCAAGUACCACGCGCGCCUGCUACAUGAAGGUCCGUACACCAAACAGUCGGCGGGCUCGCGUCCGUCGGACGGCGCGCUGGCCGUCAGGAGGCAGAGCAUCCCGGAUGAGUUCCGGGGCUGCACGCUGGUGGAGCUGAUGAAGAAGGAGGGCACCACGCUGGGGCUGACCGUGUCGGGCGGCAUCGACAAGGACGGAAAGCCGCGGGUGUCCAACCUGAGGCAGGGAGGGAUCGCCGCCAGGAGCGACCAGCUGAACGUGGGCGACUACAUCCGCUCCGUCAACGGCAUCAACUUGGCCAAGUUCCGCCACGACGAGAUCAUCAGCCUGCUGAAGAACGUGGGCGAGCGCGUGCUGCUGGAGGUGGAAUACGAGCUGCCGCCCGUCUCCGUGCAGGGUUCGGGUGUCAUCUUCAAGACGGUGGAGGUGACGCUGCACAAGGAAGGGAACAGCUUUGGAUUCGUCAUCAGAGGUGGAGCCUGUGAAGACAGGAACAAGUGUCGACCCAUCGUCAUAGCAACCGUGCGCUCGGGAGGGCCAGCCGACAGGGAGGGCAGCAUCAAACCUGGCGACCGUCUGCUGAGCGUUGACGGCAUCCGUCUCCACGGCAACACGCUGGCGGAAGCCAUGAGCGUUCUGAAGCAGAGCGGACAGGAAGCCACCAUGCUGCUGGAGUACGACGUCUCCGUCAUGGACUCGGUGUCUUCGGCGUCGGGUCCUCUGCUGGUGGAGGUUGCCAAGGCGACGGGCUCCAGCCUGGGCGUGGCUCUGUCCUCGUCCAUGUUCUGCAGCAAGCAGGUCAUCGUCAUUGACAAAGUGAAAGCGGCCAGCAUCGCCGACAGGUGCGGCGCCCUCCACGCGGGCGAUCACAUCCUGUCGGUGGACGGCAAAUCCAUGGAGUUCUGCUCCCUGGCCGAGGCCACGCAGCUGCUCUCGGCUUCCUGCCACAACGUGCGCUUGGAGAUCCUGCCGCAGCACCAGGCCCGCCCGGCCCUCAACGCGCCGCAGCAAGUCAAGGUGCAGCGUUCUCCCCGCCCCCUCCCCUGGGAGACGGGAACCUCCGCACCCAUCCUCCCCCCUUACCACUACAACACGUACCAUCCUGACCAAUCGGGCGGCAGGUCGCACAACCGCCAUGCAAACAACGCGUCGCUGGGCCACACGUUCUCGCCGGGCUCCAUGUCGGCGUACAGUCUGUCGUCCCUCAACAUGAGCAUUCCCAGGAACGCGUAUCCCACCAGUCCGCGGGGCACGCUCAUGAGGAAGAAGCAGAAGAAGAAGGACUUCAAGAGCUCCCUGUCCCUGGCGUCCAGCACGGUGGGUCUGGCCGGCCAGGUGGUCCACACCGAGACCACCGAGGUGACCUUGCUGGGCGACGGCGUCAUGGGCUUCGGCCUCCAGCUGCAGGGCGGCGUCUUUGCCACCGAGACGCUCUCCUCGCCCCCGCUCAUCGCUUACAUCGACCCUGACAGCCCCGCUGAGAGGUGCGGCAUCCUCCAGAUCGGCGACAGGAUCUUGUCCAUCAACGGAGUUCCCACAGAAGACUCCACUUUGGAAGAAACCAAUCAGCUGCUCAGAGACUCCUCCAUCACCGCACAACUCACACUGGAGAUUGAGUUCGACGUGGCCGAAUCGGUCAUCCCGUCCUCCGGAACCUUCCACGUGAAGCUGCCCAAGAAACCGGGAGUGGAACUGGGAAUCACCAUCAGCUCGCCGUCCAACAGGAAAGCGGGGGACCCUCUCAUCAUCUCAGACAUCAAGAAGGGCAGCGUGGCUCACAGGACGGGCACGCUGGAGCUGGGAGACAAGCUGCUGGCCAUCGACAACAUCCGCGUGGAGACCUGCUCCAUGGAGGAGGCCGUGCAGAUCCUGCGGCAGUGCGAGGAGCUGGUCAAGCUCAAGAUACGCAAAGACGAGGACAACUCCGGUAAGCGACGGCCGGCGAGUCGCCCGUUAGCGAAGCGGCAGCCCACCCCUACGCCUCGCCUCGCAGACGAGCAGGAGGUGUCGGGGAGCAUCAUCUACACGGUGGAGCUGCAGCGCUACGGAGGGCCCCUGGGCAUCACCAUCUCCGGCACCGAGGAGCCUUUCGACCCUAUCAUCAUCUCCUCGCUCACCAAGGGAGGCCUGGCCGAGAGGACGGGCGCCAUCCACGUGGGCGACCGCAUCCUGGCCAUCAACAGCAGCAGCCUGAAGGGCAAACCCCUGAGCGAGGCCAUCACCCUCCUCCAGCAGGCGGGGGAGACCGUCACGCUCAAGAUCAAGAAACACGGCGAACGUACGUCCUCGCUGCGCCAAACCGGUCGCGGGCGUCGCCGAACCUCAGCCUGCAUUUGCCUCUGCGCAGUGUCCAGUCCCAAAUCGUGUCCGGGCCAGGAGAACCACGACGGCGAGGGCGGAGAGGAGCCCCCUCUCACGGCGCCGCCCCCUUCGGCUCAGAGGUUGUUCGGCACGCUGCCCUCCGUCGACAGCGCCGUGGAGUCCUGGGACGGGUCCAACGUGGACGGCGGCUUCGGCAGCCCGACUCCUUCCUUCCAGUCGUCGCCCUUCACCUUCCACGAGUGGCGCAACGCCAAGACGGGCAACAGCCAAUCGCCCGCUUCGUCUCGCCGGAGAGCCAAUCCGCUGCCGGACCUGUCGGGCCUCAACGACGACUGGGAACACGUCACGCUCGGCGGGUUCACGGUAGGACAUGAUGGGACAGAACCGGACCAGGAGGAGAACUUCUGGUCUCAGGCUCUGGAGGAUCUGGAGACGUGUGGACAGAGCGGAAUCCUCAGAGAACUGGAGGAACCGGAAAAGGAGACGGCGCUCCUCACUAGGGCCACCAUCAUGUCCGGCUCCACCCUCAGCCUGAACCACGAGCCGCCCGCCUCGCGCACCUCGCUGGGACGCCAGGCCAGCUUCCAGGAACGCAGCAACACCCGCCCCCAGGUGACCCCGCGCUCCAACACCUUGCCCUCCGACCCCCAGCGCAGAGCCUUCGCCAUGAAGAAGAUGAGGCAGGAAGUCAACGACAUCCUCAAUCAGACGCCGGUGGAGCUUCGCAAGCUGACUCUGGAAAAGUCUUCCGACUUGGAGGACUUUGGCUUCAGCGUGUCGGACGGCGUUCUCGAUCGCGGCGUUUACGUCAACAACAUCCGCGGCGGCGGCCCGGCCGAGCGCGGAGGCCUGCAAGCGUACGACCGCCUCCUCCAGAUCAACCACGUGCGCACUCGAGACUUUGACUGCUGCCUGGUGGUUCCGCUCAUCGCCGAGUCGUCCAACCGCUUGGAUUUGGUCAUCAGCCGAAACCCCGCCUCCUCUGCCAACCCGCUGACCAAUCAUACGGAAGGCACAGACAAUAGCCACGCCCCUCAGCCCACCGCUUACCAAAAGGAAGCGCGUGAGGACGCGGGCGAGGACGGCGCGCCAAUCAAGUGGAAGAAACCUGGGGACGGGCUGGGGGCCGGCCUGGGGGCGGGGCUAGUCACCAACACUUCUGUAUAGGGACUGAAGGCAACACGCCCCCUCGGUGCUACACACGACCUCUGAACUUGGACCUGCUGAGGCAGCCUGAAAGCACACACGCUCGCACACUUCCUGGUCCUCCACCCUGAUCCGGGUCCUGAUCCUACUCGGAGCGCAUUCCUGAUUUAAUCUCGAUACCAAUCCUGAUUUGGAUCCAAGUCCUGAGCCCCCUACUGAUCCAAAUGUCAAUCCCAAUCUCAGUCCUCAUCGCACUACUGAUCCUGAUCCCAUUAUGGGUCUCCCUCCAACCCUUGAUACCACUACUGAGCCUGAUCCCACUUGAAAUCCUAUUAUUCAUCUCACUACUGAUCCCGAGCCCUUCAAAUCCCCAUCUGGGUCUGAACCCUGACCACUUUACCGUCCCCAAUCCUAACCUUACCCCUGCAAAUUGAAAUCCAGUGCGGUCUUCAACACACCACUGACACCGAGGCCAUUCCUGGUCUCGCAAUUGUUCCUGACCCAAGUGCACCCUCAACCUCGGAGGAGGAGGUGGUCUAUCGGUGCGACAGGAAGCGGAACAGAAACAGAAGCACAGCAGCGGCACAAACACUGACGAGGGGUCACUAUUUCCGACCUGUUGGCUGCACGCCGUCGCCACGGAGACAGACGACCAACGGAUUUCUAUGGAUCCAAAGUACUUGGGGCAUCUACAUGGCAGUUGGACUUGUGUGCCAUGGAGGAAAGCGUGGAAAAACAAAACAACAUAGCAUUACAAACAUAGUGAUUAUUCUGAUGACACUGACAGACACUGAGCAGUUUCAUUUUGGUAAAAAAAAUAUAUAUAUAUACACGUUGACUGGCCACACUGUGUGUGUGUGUGUGAGUGAGUGUGUGUGAGCGUGUGUGUGUGUAUUGUCGUCUUUGGCCAACUCGGCUUCCCUAAAACCUGUUAACCCCGCCCCUCACCGUCCCUCAGCCAAUAGGCUCAAUAACGACGCCUGACUCUGAUUGGUUCGCCGCCGACCGACCGGCCACACUCACUCACGCCAACGAGCAUGACCCCGCCCCUCCUCCAGUAACUGUGAUCAAUUAUGCUAAUUGUGUGUUUUGAUUGACUGAUGUCACUUUUCUCUGUUUGUUUGUUUGUUUGUUUCCGUGACGACCGGACCUCACAAUGUCCAAAAAAAACGAAAACAAAGGUCGAGUCCUCGUCGUCACUGUGGUUUGACAUUUUAGAAAACAUGCUGUGACACGUGCGUGACGUCAACAUUUAGCUGCUAGCUCUCUUGCCUCUCUAGAAAGUCGACAUUUUCAGAAGCCUCCAAACAAACACACACAAAUGCUGCUCUGAAGCGUUGUGAUUGGAUGUCGUUUGCUUGCGUGCGAUUGGUCCUUCUAGUUGACUUGAGUUAGCCAUUCAGCUGUUUGAAGCACAGCGCCCACUAGUGGCUAGCAAACAGAGCACACACAGCUAGCUUGUGGCUAACAAGAUACUUAGCACAAGGCUAACACAGGGCUAGUCUAGCACGGCUGAGCUAACUUCAUCAACAAGAAGAAGAAAAGAGUUAGAAUUGACCAUUUCCACCAAUAGAAAGGAGCCGAGGGGCUUUUGGGGCGUGGCUUCAGGAAUGCGUGCCAUUAAGCCAUACACACACACGCACACACACUGUGUUUGUACGCGUGCGCAACCUUGCGGGUUUUUGCGCGUGCACACACGCGCAUUGCACUGCCAUUGGAAAAAAGAGAGUUGGCUUCCAUGUAGCUUCACCAACCAAACAACAAAUAAGUGAACCAACGACUUUUGUUUCAGGAACACGGACAAUGUUGUAAAGUAUUUUUGUACAAAUUUCAUACUUUGGUAGCAUGAUGUUCCUGCUGUGUGUCCUGCUGUCUCCACCUUUCUUUGUGUGGACGACGACUGAGCAACAAUAAACCCCAACUAUUCAUGACGCCUUUA